This is a messenger RNA of Diplodia corticola, 1272 nucleotides long. Its product is annotated as lem3 cdc50 family protein. NCBI's taxonomy places the organism in Eukaryota, Fungi, Ascomycota, Dothideomycetes, Botryosphaeriales, Botryosphaeriaceae. The transcript has 6 exons. Bases 1 to 1272 code for a protein of 423 amino acids. Gene Ontology annotation, cellular component: Golgi apparatus; plasma membrane; endoplasmic reticulum. The record is from RefSeq and is a predicted model, not a curated record.
AUGUCGCAGACCGAAAUGCAGCAUACCGACUCCAUCAGCAGCAAUGAGAACGAUGCCGCCGACACCAAGAAGACAAAGAGCAGGAGACCCGCCAACACCGCCUUCCGCCAGCAGCGUCUCAAGGCCUGGCAACCCAUCCUCACCCCGAAGACUGUGCUUCCCCUCUUCUUCGCCGUCGGCAUCAUAUUCGCGCCAAUCGGCGGGCUGCUGAUAUGGGCGAGCGCCAUGGUCGAGGAAAUCUCCAUCGAUUACACAGACUGCGUGAACCAGUCGCCCGUUGAUUCGUCCAAUGUCACUUUCCCGCCGUCCGCCAGUACCUUCGACGAUGUGCCGACGGACCGUGUGUCGAGCUAUUUCAAGGCCAGCAACCCGAGCGCGCUGGCCCCGUCGUGGGCGCACAGCUUCCGGAACACCAGCUAUGACCCGGAGAACCCCCACAACACGACCGUCUGCUCCCUUCAGUUCGAAAUCGAGAACGAGAUUGGCCCGCCUGUGCUCCUGUACUACCGCCUCACCAACUUCUACCAGAACCACCGUCGCUACGUCAAGUCCGAGGAUCCGUCGCAGCUACAAGGCACUUUCCGCAGCAACUCGUCCAUCUCGGCCAGCGACUGCGAUCCGCUGACGCUGGACAGCAAGGGGAAGGCGUAUUACCCGUGCGGCCUCAUUGCAAACUCGGUCUUCAACGAUACCUUCUCGCAGUUGAAGCGCCUUAACCCUGCGAGUGGAGAGAGCGACUACUACAACAUGUCGAACAAGGGCAUCGCCUGGGACAGCGACAAGGAACUGUUCAAGAAGACGGCCUACACCAAUGACCAGGUCGCGCCGCCGCCCAACUGGAAGGUCCGUUACCCGAAUGGCUACAACGACGACACUCCGGUUCCCGAUCUCUCGCAGGACGAGGGUUUCAUGGUCUGGAUGCGGACGGCCGGUCUUCCUACCUUCAGCAAGUUGGCAAUGCGGAACGACGACGAAAGCAUGACCGUCGCCCGGUACCAGAUCGACAUCGAUGACAACUUCAACGUCACCGCUUACGGUGGCACCAAGGCCAUUCUGAUCUCAACCCGCACCGUCAUGGGCGGCAAGAAUCCCUUCCUGGGCAUUGCCUAUGUCGUCGUUGGUGGCAUCUGCAUCGUGCUAGGAACACUCUUCACGGCGACGCAUCUGAUCAAGCCGAGGAAACUUGGCGAUCACACAUACUUGACGUGGAAUAACGAGGGCGCCAGCUCGGCAACUGCGACCGGCCGAAGCAUGAGACCCGGUGAAGCCUGA